UUAUUAACUUCUGUUUCCUUGCCGAUAUCAUAGGACUCCCCCUCUUGUGUGCUAUAACUCCGCAACAUCUCUCAAUAUAGAAAAAAAUGCUUCACACAAUAAAGACCUUAACAUUCCCACAAGUCUCUUUCUCACGCUCACUCUCUUCUAACCUUUGUCGGAAAACAUCAUCAGUUAGAUUUUGCACCAAACCUGAUUCUGACCGUAAGAUGGACCAGGCUCAAAAGGCUAAUACUGAGAAAAAGGAAACUACUGAGCAUGGGGAUGUGAUGUCUCAUUCGUUUGGAGAAGGGUAUGCCACAAGAUCUGAUGAAGAAGGAUUUGGAGGAAUAUAUGGUGGAAACCAAUCUCUUCAGCAACAUAAGUCGGUUCAUGAAAAUCAUCCAGAUUAUGACAAGACGCAGGGAAGCGUUGUGAAAGAGAAGGAAACAGCGAGGCACCAGAGCAACUCCAAGGCUUAGGUUUUUCAUGUGUUGUGGAGUGGUUUAUGCAAAUAUUAUACCAUGUAUUUCUUGUUGUUGUUGUUGUUUUUUUUUUUUUAUAUUGAUUUUCUUGCUUUCUGAUUAUGAUUUUGUUUUUGUUUUAAUUCUUUCUGGUGUUUUAAUUUAUAUUAACUAGUUUCUGUU
Vicia villosa (hairy vetch) is the source of this 626-nucleotide messenger RNA. RefSeq lists its product as uncharacterized. Bases 87 to 461 code for a protein of 124 amino acids. The record is from RefSeq and is a predicted model, not a curated record. Lineage: Eukaryota; Viridiplantae; Streptophyta; Magnoliopsida; Fabales; Fabaceae. The transcript has 3 exons.